This is a messenger RNA of Lethenteron reissneri (Far Eastern brook lamprey), 10923 nucleotides long. It is a transcript of the gene MVB12B, whose product is annotated as multivesicular body subunit 12B. Gene Ontology annotation, biological process: viral budding; virus maturation; regulation of epidermal growth factor receptor signaling pathway. The record is from RefSeq and is a predicted model, not a curated record. Lineage: Eukaryota; Metazoa; Chordata; Hyperoartia; Petromyzontiformes; Petromyzontidae. Gene Ontology annotation, cellular component: late endosome; ESCRT I complex.
CAUGCCGCCCCACAGAAGGAAGUUUCAUCCCGUGUUCGGUCUCUAUGAGAGCUGUCCCACCUGGGUCACAGCAACAACAGCAAUAACUACAACAACAGCAGCAACAACAGCAGGCAACAGUGUCUCUCCCACCCCGCAAGCAGGAGCUGGUGCUUCGUCAGGCGAUGCCGGAGGUGAGAGAGCUGAGAGAAGCCCUGCCAGAGAUGUCCCAGGCUCCCAUCACGGGCAUCGGCAUGGUGGCCAGCCGUGGCUCGGCUCCACAGGGAUACGAGGUGAUCCUAAACUCGGACGACAAUGUGGAGGCCGACCUUUGGAAAGACAAGAUGUUCAAGUCGAAGACAAAGCGCUACCUCUGCGUCACCCGGAAACCCAAUUGUACUCUGGGAGUGACUACACAAGGCGAAGAGGCCUCCGCUCCGGGACAUGGCGACAACGUGGUGGUGGACAUGAAGCUGGUGGGAGAGAAGGAGACGCUGCCCGUCGGAUUUAUGGCCGUGCAGGACACCCUGGACACGAAGGAGCCUGCGCUGCAGAAGAAGCGCCUGUGCGUGAAGCUGAUCCCGCGCGACUCCACGGAGGUCGCCGUCUGCGACGUCAAGGUCAACGGGCGGGCGCGCCAGCCCCCGCCGCACUACACCUUCAUCGGGGAGCUGAACAGCAUGGGGCUGUGGUUCAAGCUGGGCAGGGUUCCCAAGUCUCCCUUCCGCAUGGUCAGGGGGCCCAGCGCCCCCCAGCUGCCAACCCCAACGCCUUCCCCCAGACCCAAGAUGCCCCCAAGGCAAGACUCGGCUCCUCUCCCGGCGUUGCCCAGCAGGUUCGAUGCCCGGUUAGACACCAGCUAUCAGAGCCAAGCCAUCUACACGUCCGCCAUGUCAGCGAUGGAAGGCGUACCCUUUGUGCUGCACGAACGAUACGCGACAGACAGUAACAAUCUUCGACAGUACGAGAUCCCACACAUCCAGCUCAAGUCCUUCAAAGAGAUUGAGUCCGAGUACGACUAUGACUUCUUGACGGAGAGAAGUGCAGCGGCGGCGAGGAAACCUCCGGCCAUGUCGUGAGGCGCUACGACGACGACGUCGACCCCUCCCGACCCCGGCCUCCCGUCUUCGCCGCCCUCUCCAUCCUCCUCCGUGCACGCGCAACGCCACGCAGCCAUCGUCACAAAGAAGCCAUCUCCGGAGCCAAGUGGGAGGGGGGGGCGGGGGAGGGCGGGGGGAGACUUUCGACGAGAAAUUAAUGAUCCCGAAAAUGUAAUUUACGGCAGGAGGGAUUUGGUGGAGCUUAAUUUCCAGUUGCCGGCGGGGCUGAGAGGUGCAAGCUCAAUCUGUCCGAUGUCAAAUGGAAACGUGCGAUUCUGGCGCAGAAAUUUGCCACCGUGGAAAAUGGAGAUCUCAAUGUCUUGACGCGUGUCGGGAAUUGGCGGCGGAACGCCAACGCUGCAAUCCUUUAACGUCCCUAAUUCAGUUCCACGUACGCCGAGUGUCGUCGUUAAUAAUUUUUUGUUACGUCCAAAUGAAGUGUCGCGUCCGCCGUUCGCAAAAGGGGGCAAAGCAAACUGGUGCGGGACGAUGAGCUGGUUCAGCGCGUGCGUCGACGCGAGUGUACAUUGCAAGUUGUGUUUACAGAGUUUUACUAUCGCAUAUUAAUGUUUUUUUAAAUGCGUGUUAAUCGUAAUUCCUUCUGAUUCUUUCGUCGUCGGGUCUCGUGAGGCCGAGAGACAGCAUUGACCUUCCAACGUCUGUCCUCCCAUUUUAUUUGUACAUAGCUCUUAGAAGAAAGUGUGAGUUCGUCUUGCCCCGGUAGUUGUUGUUGUUGACCUUUCACCGCUGAGAAAAUCAAAACGUCGAAUCGUACUCGUUUGUGUAAGUGUAUAUUGUGAGUCACAUUUUAAUCAUUGCGGCACCACCUCGAGAGGAAUUUUAUCUUCACACGGAUGUGGGCCCCCGUGUUUUAAGGCUUCUUCAUCCUCACGAGCACACUCUCACUUGUUGCGUGUUGCUCUCACCAAGACGAGGAGCUCUCCUUAACCUUUUUCCAUUCUGACGGUGUACGUCAUCAGUUUUUUUUUCUUCCCGAUUCCAUUCCGAUGACGCACGUGUACGUACGUCUACCUACGUGUAUAUCAUCGGAACGGAACCGGAAUGAAAACUAAACUAAAAUAACUUUUAUCAUGACCGAGGCUCCCACAAGGCCAUGCGGGAGGGCGUGUCACAGUUUGGCACCAGUUAUCAUAUCACGAAAGUUCUCUGCGGUGAGUACAAUGCCUUUAAAAACUACGGCACUACACCCCUCUAUAUAAAAUGUACGCUAACUGCUUGCGCGUCACGAGAUUCGGCGGUGAACGGGACCACCCACCCUGCGACUUGCAGACGUCUGGGAAAGGGUGAAAUUGCAGAGACGUGUCCUCAAAGAGAGCCAACUUGGGCUGCCCUCGUCAUGGAGUGGCUGUCGCUUUAUAUUAAACCCACGAAUGACGAACAUCUCGGUGCUUGAGCCGGAAUCCCGUGGGGGUUCGCUUGCGCGUGAUUGUCUGUGGCCGCGUGGCUCAGAUGACGAAAUAAACCUCCGAGGUCCAAGACAAAAGCCUGGUGAGCUCGCGUCAAUUGGAAGCCCCCUGUCUGGUUGCUAACCGUUGUUUAAGCACGAUCACACGGAGACGGCAAAGUGUCGUCUUCACGCAAGGUGUCUUUGAGAAUGUUUGGUCGCGGUUGUUGCGAGGGCUCCUUGGUGGCGAGAUGUUGACUACCUCGCCUGGUAUACAGGACGAGGGCAUGGGUUCGAUCCCGACCCUGACGUAUGUAUGUUUGGCGUUUGCAUGUUCUCACCGUGCUCACGUGGGUUUUUCUCCGGGUCGUCCAGUUUUUCCCUCCGCAUUUAGAAACGCGCGUUUAGAAUAUUUGGCUGCUGUAUAUUUCCACGUGAUCAGCCGCUUCAUUGAGCUAUGAAUUGUGGCCAGGUCACUUCUGAUAAAGAGCUAUGUAGCUCAGUGAGCCUUACCUGGUAAACUAAAAAAUAGUUCAAAGUUAAAACUCGGCUCUGAGUAAGAUGCUUGCCUCUCUCACACUGCGCGCAUCAUGGCGCGCAUAUUUUUCCACACUCUCUCGUCUCUUUCCAUUCUCUGUCACGUUCUUGUGGAGUUCCCUGACGAUAGAAUCAGAGCGGGGAGUUGUAAAGCGUGCCGCUUAAUUAGCCUGCGGACCUGCCAGUCUGAAUGCCGCACACUCUGCCCAUGGCGCCCUCAACGCCUCGCGCUCCGACUGUUCCGACUGCGCCAACUUUGCUCGCGAUCCAUCGGUCAUGGAGUCUGGCAGCCGAACGAAACUCGAUGUAUUCGUCGAUCGACUGCCCGUCACAGUUGUGUGUGCCGUUCAGUCGCUGGCGAUCCCGUCGCUCGUGCGCCUUUCACAGCUUUCUGCGAUCGUUGCGUUUCAUUUGCCUCCGCGAUGACGUUGCGAGUCGUCGAUUGUGCCAAGAAUUACAACAGCCGAUCCGUGGCUCUGGCUCCCGAUGGAGGCAACGAGACCGCGUUCUCGUGCGCAAGUGGGCGUUGAAUUUUGUUUCACGAUUUAUAUAUAUAAAAAAUCAACAAAAUAGAGCAUUUUUAGACGGUUUUCACGGUGUAAUUAGUUCUCAAAGUGUCAACAAUUUGAGCAAUUUUUUCCGUCCCUCCCCCACCACCGAUUUUUCAACCUUUUGUUUACCACUGGGCUGUUCUGCAAAAAUAAUUGUACCAGCUAUCAGCACGUGUCAUCCCGGCCGUGAUUACGGAGCAUGCUUUUAACGCUUCAGCGCCAGCGGACUGAAGUUUUUCAAGAGCAAUGCUGUCGCGGUGGUUUCUAAUCGUUUGAAGAGAGAGAGAGAGAGAUGGGAACAUUGGGAGGGGUGGAACGCACAAAGCUUUCACACAAAAAGCAAAAUAUAUUUUUUAUUAAUUCUCCCAAUGUGUCAGAACAUCAGGAAAGCAGCUUCAUGACCCAUUUUCAUCUGGAAGUUUGUACUCCAGAUGCAUUUUAUCAUUCACGUCGUUUCAAAUUUGUGUCCUGCAAGGUGACUUUAAUAAAAACGUCAUUUGUGAUCGAGCGACGCGGCCUGACGGUAGCUCUUUCGCCGCGCGGUGCAGAGGUUUUUGUACAGUUUGAAUGCAGCGGCCGCCCUGGUUAAUCCUGUGACGUCGUUCGAGAAGAGCAGGCCGUUGUGUGUUGGCGUCACGCUCCACAUUUGCUCGCAAAUUACUCGUAUCGGAAUUACACAACAAUCAUCGCCCCCCCCCCUACCCACUGCAAAACCUUGUCAGGAACCUCCUGACAAAAAGUAAUGAGGCUUUAAUGAGUAUACAAGUAGUAAUAAUAUUAAAACGUGGAAGUAUUUUGAAACACAAUACGUUUGGCCACGUGAUCAAAUGUCUCAGCCCUGAGCAAGGCGCCCGGAUUCUCAAGAGGUGCGAUCGUCUUGCCCGGUUGUGGCCGCGAGUUGUGCGUCCGCGAGUUGUGCGUCCGCGAGUUGUGCGUCCGCGAGUUGUGCGUCCGCGCGCUCGCUGCAACGCAACGUGGAAACGCUCCUCUUGCUGCAAAUGCAGCCAAGGCGCGUGCCACCGAACGCUCCGAGGUCUUUCGAACGCAGCCGGUGCCGCGAAGUCGUAUCCGGGACAGAUUUGCAUCGCGCGCACACUCGCGUUUCCUUCGCCGAGACGACUGUGCUCCGCUGUUUCGUCUCGGUGGUCAUUAUUCAGGGUGGGUCGGCAAGUCGUAAGCCCGAACACGAAUCGGUGAAAUGUCCGGACCUAAUUUCGCUCGGCGCUCCCACAUUCAAACUCCAUUAACUCCCACGCUUUGCCUGCCACAGUUGCCAAACGUAUCGACCUGUUCACCUCGAAAAGUAAAACACCUUCAGAGCGAGACAAAUCAACCUCAGGACUGAUCCUGAAAAUCUUCCCGGCAGCAUUCUGUCAGAUAUCCUUGGCAGAUGUGGGUUUUCGGUUUCUUCCUGAAAACGCAGGUUCUGUAAGUCCCACCGGAGCGCUGCAUCGGAAAGCCAAUGAGCAGCGAGAGAGCCCCAUUGACCUUCUUCACAAAGUAUUCAUUCGCGUUACUCUGUCGGCAAGUGUUGAGUCGCGGCGCGGGGGGUGGCGAGCGCUCGCGACGGGUUUUACUUCACCAGUUGCAACCCCACCGACGUUCCUAGGACGCGGCCACGCACCCGCAAUGUCGUUUCGCUCGAAAUUGCCCUCGGCGCAAUGUGUCCGACUCUUGGCGCGACCGUGGGAAUUACGCAUCAGAAUGAAUAUUGUAUGGUUAUUUUGGUGAAGUCACGUAGAUUUUUAAUAAAUAAAGUGAUUAGAAAUUGCUUGUCGCAAUCGAAACGUCGUGAGAAUUUUAUUGUUUUAUAUUUUGAUUAUUUUAUUAUUUCCCUUCUACGUGACUUUACCGAAAGAGCCACAGAAUAUGAAUUCCUGCAGUCACGAAAGUUUUAAAUCAUCAGACUGAAGUCGCGUCGCGUCCACCCGCCCGUCUUUCUUUUUGGGCCAAGGCUCGGCACGAGCGGAUGUACGUGGAGGUUGUAGGCGCUUUGCACAAAGGAAAGUCUUCGUCGCGAGGCGACACCCGACUCCCUCCGUCCAAACCCUCUGCGCACAUUGACGGCAUUCGACAGCCGUACGUUCAGUCGCGCACGUUUAAAAAAAAUAAAAAUUGCGCGCACAAGUUCCAAGCAGCACACGAGCACACACGCCCUCCCAAAGCGCACACAGCAAAACACGAUCAGCAGUCUUUGAACAACUGCCUCGUGGUCCUCUCUUGUCUUUUGUAGAUGGCCGUACAAAAUUUGCUUGAGAAAAAUGUGACCGACCGACAGACGGCAGUGAUGCAGUUAGAGACAACUGUGGAUCGGCUUCCUCCUGAUUAGGACUCAUCAGCACGGAAUACGACACCGGUCCACAUUUGUCCAUCGCUCUAUGUAUGUUGAACCUCCUGCACACCGUACGUAGUCAAGCGUGCAAAUUGGAGGCGCUGCUCAAAUUUAUGUUGAUGUUGACGAUGAGUCGAGAGGACCGCAAUGCAGUGCUCCAGCAACUGCUGAUGGGUUUCGCACAGCACACACGCGCGCUGGUGUGCUCUGUACACGUGCUUGUGUCUCGGUUGAACCCUACGGUUUUACAGGCUGCAUUGUUAUUCUCUUGCGAUGUGUUGUCGUUUUUUUUCUCGCCAUUUGCAAAUUUGACAUUCACUGUUCAGCAGCCUGCAGAUGCGUAACAGCGCUGGGGCUUGUGCGUUGCUUGUGUCGCAAUGCUGAAAAUCGGCACCAAUUUUUGGAAAUGUAACUUAGCGCUGGGAGUCCAGUCGUUUUUGAUCGCUUUAACAAGUGACGCGACACCGAAAUCACGCGACACGUGUACGCACGUUACGUCUCGCCGCACGUGGGGAAACACACCGCUGUCAUCACGUGCGGCCGAUCCACUGCCGCACUGGCCUCGAGCCGUCGCCACCUCGCUCAGAGUUUACGACGCAGCGGUCCGUCCUGGCUCUCGGCACGCUUCCCCAUCUCGCCGCUCCACGUCGGCAGUGCUGGACGUCGUCUCGGCCGCGUUCCCUCCCUGCAGGCGCCGCUUGCCCGUCUCGGCCGCCGGCCCAUCAUCUCUACGUCCGGUGGCGCGAGCCCCAAGUUUUCUCUUCGUUCAAUAUGACCGCUGCAACCUGGCCACCCACGUACGUGCUCUGAUCCACGUGCUCAUCGCCUCCCGAGCUUGCGCGCGCGUGUCUCCAUGCGACUCCCUGCGUCCUCACGCGUACGCACACACCGUUCCUGUUGUAUGUUCUUAAUGUCUGCGAUUCUUAAACAAUUUUUAUUUUACUAAAGUAAAUUUAACUUUUUAGUUUAUUUCAGGUAAGGUCCACUUAGCUAUACGGCUCUUUUACAGAAGCGACCUGGCGGCCACAAAUGAUGGCCCAACGAAGUGGCCUCUCACGUGGACAUGUACAGCAGCCAAAUACUCAGAACGCACUUUGAUUCUAUGUGUAGAGGGGAAAACUGGAGGACCCGGAUACAAAUUCCUCGCGACCGCAGUAAGAACGUGCAAACUCCAAUUAUACAGCAGGGGUCAGGGUCUGGAUCGAGCCCACGACCUCCUGUGUACCACGCGAGGUAGUUGACAUCUCUGCAGCAGGUAAUACACACGGAUUAGAGAUGAUAUUAUUUGAACCACGUGGCUGUGUUGCUUUUCGUGGUUGAGUUAACUUUUUUUUACAAACGCAUGAAGGCCUGCUCUCGUAAGCCUCUUUAUUAAAUCCUUUAUAUUAAGUUCGCUUGCUUGCUUAGGACCGUGCAAAUCUUUCGGUCGUUUUUUAACCCACUUCCCGUAAUCCAAUCGAGCUGACAUUUUGCACACAGACUCGUUGUGCGUGACAAUGCAUUUUCGUGAAAAAUUUUUUCCAAAAUUUGACACUGUUUAGGGAAAUUUUUAAAAAUAUUUUAUUACCAAUUGUUUAAUGCUGCCAGAUAAUCAUCUGACCCAUAGGUGGCAGCCAUCUCAAGCCAGAGGACGAGAGGACUCUAGCCGCCCCGAUGCCACGCAUAUAAAGGAUUUAUAGUGAAAAACUUUGUUUUUACGGGUUUACUUGUUAUUAUAAUUCAGAUCCCGGUCUGCCUUGAACAGCUCACCUGAAUUCACUCUGCUGUGGACAUCUUCAAUUGUUAUUCGUGAACUGGUUGAACUACCUGAGUUUUAUUCUGCCCAUAUUUAUCUUGGGCCCAACUUUGCAGCCUUAUUCAAACAUUCAACUUUUCAAUAAUGUCCCGGAGUCCGUUUUAAAUUGGCCGUUAACGUCAAGUAGUCAACCGAUUAGACGUUUCAUAUUUCGCACAUUGAUGUUUUGUUUAUGCCUUUAUUUCUCUUGUCUGAUAUUCGGAAAAUAUAUUUUAAUGUCACCGUGUCUCCUUGUUUUGGCUCCCCCUUAAUUGUCAGCCCAGCAUUCAUAACAGAUUGUAUACUUUUCAUUUUCAAACGGGUAACAAUUGAAGUGCUUAUUCACGUUUAACUCGCAGAGUUUUUCACGACCACGACAGGCAAAGGCACAUUUUUGUAUUAGCGCGCUGCUCAAAAGCGUCACCCGCACAAACAAAUCAGCCCUGAUCCAGCGGUGUAAAUUCUUCGUUCAUAUGCUGGGGCCAGUCCAUCCGCGACGACCACUGCUGACUUCCCACAGAGUUGGUACAGUCCUCGUUUUGUAGAGUAAUUCAAUGCAGAAUUGACACCUGCCAAAGAUUUCAAUCUGCGACCUCUAAUUAGUCAGUCGAGAACGCUAAGCACGGGGGCCACGUGAUCACGUCUCUUGUGCUCUGGGGAUGGAGGAAAUGCCUCCAGUUUUAAACGUUGUGUGUUUGUGUGCCAUUUUGUGAAUUCUCACUUGGUCUCAUCGUCAGCCAUUUGUAGGACUGCAACAUGCAACGGCAAUAAUAUUUUUACACCUAAAUAGGGCAGAUAAUGCCACCUUGUGCCGCAUCAGAAGUCCCGUCUGUAGCCUUGAUGAGGUAGUGUACGUGUUAGAUAGCUCGCAUGAGGUUGAGCUGCAACGACGAGCGAUACUCAUUGUGCAAUGGCAACGUGUCAACAUUGGAAUUUAUUUUUUGAGGCACAAAUGCCAAGAGGGGGGUUUUUGCGUCAUUUAGACAGCAAUUUUCUCCCAAACUGCAACUUUAUAUUCGUAAAUUGAAUUCUUACUGAGAGUCGGUGAAAAGGGCCAACUUUGGGCCAAAGUGUUGGGGAAUAACGUUGGCUCAACGGUCCCCUGUUUAUUGGAGAGGAGCGUUAUUUUUUCACCGUCAAACAAUGUCGAGUAUUUUUGUUCGUGUCGAUGAUGCAACUCCGUAAAAGUGUCUGCUUUGAGUGUCCGCGACAACAGAAAGCACACGGUUCUAUAUUUACACCCGCUGGGUACAGAACCCAGAUAAGUGUGUCCGUGUGUCGAACUUCUUUCACACCGUACUUAUCCGAACGUGUUCGUCGGUGGUGCGGGAAAUCCUUGUUGGCCGUGAACCGUGUGACCGCGUCUUUUUGUAACAAACGUCUAACGGUUAAAAUGUGGGUGCCGCAUAUCUGUGGAGUUAACCAGAGCAAUACAAUGGUAGGGUAGGUAGGUCGCUACGUAUACGGGGACAGUUGCUACCAUCUUCAGGUUGUGCGUGCGUGUGGCGGUGGUGCAGCGGUUAGCGCGCUAAGCUGCGCUUCGAACCCAGUGACCCGAGUUCGAUUCUCGCUCACGGCCACAAACACCAAGGGACGAUCAUUUGAACCGGUCCCUGGCCUCCCCUCGGUCGACUCAGCCUCAAAUGAGUAGCUGGUGCGGUGUGUAAACAUCGCCACUGGGGAGACAAAGGCGGUCGGGCGUGGUGUUUGGCCACCCACCCCCUCGUGCGCUGUGCCGGCCAUCGGAGGUGCUCGCUAACAGCACUUGCCCCUACAGUCUGUUAAGGCUACACAUAGGAUUGGGGGGGGGGGGGUGUUUGUCUGCAACUGAGGAGUCGAGCGUGUUAAAUUGUCGGCGGCCUGCGGUUGAGAAGCGACGACAAAAGCGAGUGGGGAUUUCUGGACGCGCGGGUUGCGGGUUUUGCGCGGCAAUGAAUGAAUUCCGCGAAUAAUAAUCCACUCGCCUGGUCGCGCGGUCUCGCUCAAGUUUGUUUCUGAGCGACGAUUUGGUGGGGGGGGGGGGGGAUUGUUGUUGUUGUUGAUGUUGUUGUGUUUGGUUCCGUGGAGUUGAGACAUAUCGACGUUCUUCCUGGCGACGGCGGGGGGGGGGGGGUGGUGGCACCUGGAGCGAUAAUUGUCCGACGUUUCUUGGGACGAUUCUCGUUGAUUCCCGUUAUACCAAUCCACGAUUUUUACCAACAAGUGGCAGACGCGCGUGAUACCUGAUGCACAAAUGGUGGUCAUCCAGAACAGAGGCAAUGCCCUCCCGAUCCACAAAUACGCAGGAGACGUCACAAGCGGUGACGACAACACUCCACGCUGCUCCUGACGCGGUAUUCAUCAUCUGUGCUUGACCACCUGAAUGUGAAAUUGUCGUCGUUUCUCUGCGUCGACUUGAUCUGCAGCCUCACGAGAAAGGAAGAAGACCCGGGAUGACCCUUCCACGGGCUCACGACGAUUGUUUCACGAAGAUCCCUGGCGUUUAGGAUGUUUCGGUCAAUUCUAUAAAAGCUUGUUUUAUUGUUGUUGUUGUUGUAAGAAGCUGGAAUUGCCCAAACAUUCGCGAGGGGACAGCACUCGAAAAGCGCCAGGCGGAAAUGUCAUCGGCCUACUUUCUGUACUGCCGCCUGUACGCAUGAGCGUGGGUGUCUCUCGUGCGCUGUCUGGCCCAUCGCCACCCAACUCCGCAUCUCACCUCGCUAAUCCUUGCAGAAUAAACCCCCCCUUCCCCCAAUAACAGUACAGUAUUGUAAUACGAAUCCACAAUUGCCAAGUGGGAAUUGAGUUGAUGUGGCGAGGACCAGAGGCGGCUCGAGGUUAUGGCGAAUCGGGGCGACUGCCCCGGGCCCCGCGCUUGGGGGGGGGGGGGCGUGAGGCUCAUAUCGUGGGAUUUACCCCGCCCCCCCCCCCCCCCGACGCUAUGGACGGCCCUUGCGAGGACUUCACAUUUUUGACCAUCGCUGCAGCUUUUGCGCUGCCGAAGCACACACUGCCACGGGCUGCGCGCGGCGUUAACUUCCCCGCACCGUGGCUUGAUAAUAAUCGACGUCGUCGGAGCGGGUGCUGUUGGAGCGAGGCUCGAGUGGCCUCUGCCCCCCCGUGGUGCUGAGCCCUGCACGUUCCUGUCGGGGUGUUUCUGCGCCCGGCGUGUGCCAUGUCGCCGGUGACGCCAAGACAAUCUGCGGGGCCACGCUGUGGCAAGAGGCGCCGUGGGUUAAUCGAGCGGCUGUGGAUGUAAGAGUUGU